AUGGCGUCCAGACCCUCCGAUAUGCCGGUCAUACGGCUGGAGGACUUGGUGGUACCUGCGAAAGACGGCGAGCAUAGAAGUAUUCCUGGAGCAAAGUUUAUUGAAAAAGUCGAGACCUUCGUGGGAGCAUGCAAUCCGAUGGCCGUGGAGUGUCUCUUCAAGGAGCUUCUCCAGAAAUACCGGUUUAUGGAGCGUUCGCUCCUGGGGCAGAAGGACACUCUGCGGGCCAAGACCAUUGCCAUUAAAGAGACUAUGGAUGCUAUCAAAAUGUUGCAGACACACAGGGACAAAGCGAGAGAGGGUGGCGAUGGCGAGCUGAAGACGCAUCUGCAGCUCGCAGAAACGAUCCACGUUGAGGCCACUGUGCCCCCAACAGACACAGUCUGUCUGUGGCUAGCUGCCGAUGUUGUUGUUGAGUACACUCUCGAGGAAGCAGAAGAAGUACUAAGCCGGAGCUUAAAAUUUGCCACCAAGUACAUCGAGGAGGCGGAGACGGACAUGGAGUGGCUUCGAACUCAGAUAACGAUGACGGAAGUGAACAUCGCACGAGUGCACAAUUUCGCAGUCCUGAAGAGGGAUCAGGAAAGGGCUGCUGCCUGUCCAGGACAGGCGAACCACCAAAUCAUAAGACGAGGACAUUUUCGAUUCCGUCUCGACUAUGACGGCACUCAGCAGACACCUUCACGCUAUCCAUGUAGUAGCCUUGAGUGUAGGUAUUUUGCUUGUGUGCCUAAAGGUGUCGGUUUUAGAAGAAAUGGGUCACAGGCAGCGAGAAAGGCAACAACGGUCGUUUUUGCUUAUUUGCAACUUGACUUACUUUCAAAGUAUGAGGCCACUGCAGUCAGUCUUCACCCCUCGCAGACAAUUCAGCAGUAUACUACUGACCUCAACCCGGCGGGUAGCGGGCGAAUGGGGAGAGAAUGCGAAAAAAUGCAUAUCGGACUCGCAAUUAGUAUCCACACAGAAGCCACUGCCCUUUCAACGGAAACAGCUCGCUUCGCCAGCGGGGACACCAAAAUAAUAGUUAACCAAGCUGGCCAGCCUAACUAG
Molecule: messenger RNA, 1050 nt
Organism: Cyclospora cayetanensis
Lineage: Eukaryota; Apicomplexa; Conoidasida; Eucoccidiorida; Eimeriidae
Exons: 9
Coding region: 1-1050 (349 amino acids)
Biological process (GO): tubulin complex assembly; protein folding; microtubule-based process
Cellular component (GO): cytoplasm; prefoldin complex
Molecular function (GO): tubulin binding
Source: RefSeq, a predicted model, not a curated record